Zasmidium cellare ATCC 36951 is the source of this 813-nucleotide messenger RNA. RefSeq lists its product as uncharacterized. The record is from RefSeq and is a predicted model, not a curated record. NCBI's taxonomy places the organism in Eukaryota, Fungi, Ascomycota, Dothideomycetes, Mycosphaerellales, Mycosphaerellaceae. The transcript has a single exon. Bases 1 to 813 code for a protein of 270 amino acids.
AUGGCGCGAUCACCCUCAGAAGCAACGCGCUUCACAUCAACCGGACCUUACGCCUCCACCUUCACUGGCAAUCCAGGAGCAACAUCAGCUGGCACGCAAAUAGACUUUGGCUCUGCGCCAGCAGGCGAAACAGCACAGCAAAAGAUUGCAAGAUUAAGAGCUGCCGCGGCACUAGCAAAACGAGGGAACGAAAGCUCUUUCGACAAGACUGUGCGAGUAGGGCGAAAAUGGGCAGACAGGGCACACAGAGUUACGGCACUGGGUCUGGUUGGGUUUACGGUCUUGAGCGCGGCGGUUGCAACAGCUGGAAUUACUGAUAUGCUGCUGCAUAAUCGAAGAAGACGGAACGAAUGGCUCGCAGAGAAGCAGGCGGAGAGCGCACGGGAGCUGGCGAUUGCAAAGCAAGCGUUGGACCAAGGAAGAGCAUCGGAAGAUCAAAUGCUGUUGAUCAACAGAGAAAGAGUAGCGGAGGAGGCGGCAGAGGCGAAGAUGAAUAAGCCUGGCAUAAUCAAGCGAACAACGAGUUGGAUGUUCGGUGGACUUUCGCAAGAAGAGCAGAAAGGUGGGAGACUUGGUGCUGCGGCUUCUGGAUCACAAUCGGCAAGCGACGAGGUGAGACAAAUUUCUUCGUCGUUGGCGGACGAGGGCAAGAGCGUUUUGCAAGCUGUGAGCAACAAUGUGGAAUCUCAUCGGAGAGAAGGAGAAGCAGUGCAAGAACUCAUUAAUCCCGCUGGCGGUCCCCUCGAUCGACGGGCUCAAGCAGUUGCAGAUGCUGCUUCAAGAAGCUGGACAAGCUGGAUUACUGGCCGGUAG